AAAUCUAAGAUACCCACUAACCCACCCUUCUCCUCCAUGAAACUGUCGCCGCACAACCAUGUCCAACUCGCCCGAAUCACACCCAAAAUCGGGCGAAUCGACUCGCUGAGUUUGCUGGUCCCCCCAACCUCUCUCUCUCUCUCUCUCUCUCUCUCUUCACCACUUCAUCCAAACCACGUGAAGAAUAUUCUCGAACUAAUUUCUUUCUUCUCACUCGUUUUUUGCACGUGCGACUGAGAAUCUCUUCGAGUAUGUGACAUGACGAAUGGGAAGCGUGGGAUUAAUCUAAAUCGAUCCUAGCCUUCCAUUCAACCACGCGCUUACUUGGUUGAGAGAUUUUUCGGUUCCUUGGAGAGAAAGGCUGGAGGUUUCCAGGUUCGAUAUAUAAGGGGUUUGUUUACAUAUUUGGGAGGGGGGAUUUCUUGAGAGAAAAGCUAGGAUUUUGGGGUUUUGAUUUUGAGUCCUCCUCUUCAGCUAAUUUUCAGUUUGUUCAUAGAUAAAAAAGGGCUCUGUUUCGUGUUGAUAAUCAGAAAAUAUUUAAAAAAAAAAAAGUUAGCUCUUUCUGGUUCUUGUUUAUAUUUUUAGAAGUCAGAAAAAUAAAAAAAAAAGAACAACACAAAAAAAAAUAUAGUCCAUUUUUUCUCUUGAAUGCCAAUUUCUGAUUUAAGCAUGGAGUUUGAUUGAACUUUGGUGUUGUUCGAAUUUUUGGAGUCGCCGCUAUGUUUCGGGUCGUGGCUCGUGGUUUCUGUUCGAAGAUCCUGCUGAGUUUCUCUGUUCCGGAUUCGCUCGAUCCAAGGUUGUAACUGCAGAAAUUUUGUUAAUUGAAGCUGCAUUUUCAGGUAUGGACCCGCUGAUUCGAUCCAAAGUGCUGAUGGUAGUAAACAUUCCCAGAAAAUUGAUCAAGUGGUGGAAAAUGUUUUCAUUGUUAGGCAACAUGAGUUAAUGCAAAAAUUAGGCACCCUAACUUAUUUUCUUGAUAUCACAUCUCUCCCAGACUUAGCGGAGGCGAUGCUGACUUAUUGGGAUCCGCAAAAUUUUAUUUUCAGAUUUGGAUAGUGUGAGAUGACUCCUACCUUGGCGGAAAUAUCUGGUCUCACUCGUUUAAGCUAUAUAGGCAAGGACAUGAUACUUCCCCGAGACCACUCUAGGAAAAGAUUACUCAGCGACCUCGGCCUGAAAGAUAAUAAGCAUUUAAAAUGUCUCGAGCAGUCCUGGAUAUCCUUGGAUUAUUUGUUUGCUAGAUUUGGACCAUAUGAUAGUUUUGACGUCUUUUGGGAUGAGUUCUGCACAACCAAGGAAAAGUGGCAAAUACAUCGCCUCGAAGCUUUCAACCUUGCUUUGUUGGGAUUAUUGGUUUUUCUAUUAGAUGAGAGGCACAUUAGCACCCGUCUGCAGUCAGUGGUAAUGGCACUAUUUCAUGAGAAGCAACGCAAAACCGUUACCAUUGUGCCGAUGAUCUUAGCAGAGUUGUACCGAUCCCUGAGUGAGGUUAGGGGAGGUGUCAGAUAUUUUGAGGGAAGUAACCUUUUGCUACAACUUUGGAUGAUUAAGCAUUUGCACACCACUUCCUUACUUUGUCCCAUUGACAGUGCCUUGAGGGAUCGGGUGGUAUGCAUCGAGCGUAGGAUGAAAUCUCCUAAGUUUACAUACCCAGUAGGCGUCACGGCUUGGAUUGAGUUCCUUGGUUUGAGGACAAAUGGGAAUGUUUUGUGGGCUUACCUUUGGCUACCUUUGGAUGAUAUCUUGGUAGGGUGCCUCAUGCAGCCUUUCCUGAUGCUGAUAGGACUCAAGUGUGUCAAGACGUACACCCCCGUUAGGGUAAUGCGGCAGUUGGGCAGAAGAUAAGAGGAGCCUCCAACUUUGAAUCUUCGGAAGCACAUUAUGAAUUUUAGCAAAAAGGCGGCUGACGAAAUCAAGUAUGUGCAAUACUGGAACAAUACAAAGAGGAUGAAGAAAAAUACAUUAGUAGAGGACGUUGGCAGGCCCAAGUGUACUCAGGAGCACUUGAUUUGGUUACAGUCCAUCCCGCCAGGGGUCAGCACCCCAUUGCCAGCACAACUUAGGGGUCGGGCAUUUCAGACAAAUGAUUUUGAGGAGGCAUCGGACCAAGAUCCCUGGGAUAAGCUUGAGUUGAUAAAGUCUCAGUUAGCAGAAUUGGCAGCAAACGUGGAGCAGCAUGGCCAUUAUUUGUUUAGGGUCGGCCUUUAGGAUGCGGGGGCACACGCCGGAGCCUUUAUUCCCAGCAUCGGUGUUUCUUUACGAGGCAUGUUACAGAGUUUGAGCAUGACAGACAACCCAGGACCAUCCCAGUCAGGACCGUCGCAUUCAGGAGCAGCUUGAAGAGUCAUUCUAUUUAGGUGUUUUGAGAUUGUCUUAUGUUGUCUUUUACUUUCGCUUCUUGUCUAGGAGUACUGAGUCCUUUAGGUAGCGGCAGAGUCUGUCAUAGUGUAGUCAAGUCUGUUAUGUCUUUCAUUAUCGUACUUCUCUUUGUAUUUUAAUAUCGAAAAAAGUUUUAAUCGAAAAAUCCCAAAAAGCUUUUGUUUUUA
Nicotiana tabacum (common tobacco) is the source of this 2546-nucleotide messenger RNA. Lineage: Eukaryota; Viridiplantae; Streptophyta; Magnoliopsida; Solanales; Solanaceae. The record is from RefSeq and is a predicted model, not a curated record.